This is a messenger RNA of Diprion similis, 3444 nucleotides long. RefSeq lists its product as uncharacterized. The record is from RefSeq and is a predicted model, not a curated record. Gene Ontology annotation, molecular function: serine-type endopeptidase activity. The transcript is spliced from 13 exons. NCBI's taxonomy places the organism in Eukaryota, Metazoa, Arthropoda, Insecta, Hymenoptera, Diprionidae. Bases 16 to 3072 code for a protein of 1018 amino acids. Gene Ontology annotation, biological process: proteolysis.
UUAUUUUUUUUACCAAUGAAAGAACGUUCGGGCGCCGUAUCAUCGAAGUCUGUUUCCCAUCACGACAGAAUGCAGCCCUUUUUAUGGGUUUCGAUCAUUUUCAUCCUAUGGAAUGUCGGCUCCUUCGUUGCAACGGACAUCACCGAGCAUCCUCGCUGGAUGCUACUCGAGCAUGAAAGAUGCGGUAACAGCAACGCCGAUCGAAUAAUAGGUGGAAAAAAUGCAUCCCUCGGAGCUUAUCCGUGGAUAGCGCGGAUAGGUUACAACGAAGCUCCCACUAACCAUAGCAGUGAAAAGAACGAGCUGACCUACAAGUGUGGCGGAUCGUUGAUCAACAAAUUGUACAUUGUCACGGCUGCUCAUUGCGUUGCUGAUCUACCGGUCAAAUUGAAAGUGGCCGGUAUCCGUCUUGGAGAGCACAAUACGGCGACAGAUCCGGACUGUGAAAAUAAUUUCUGUGGUGAACCGGUGCAGGAUUUUGAGCCAGAACAGAUAGAUGGGAAGAGCACGUCAACGCCAUCGUCGAAUACUGCCACCUGGAAUCUCUCGUCGAAUCCGCUUCUUCCAAGCUCUUGCGGACAGGAUCUGACCCAGAGACUCGUCGGAGGCGAGAAGGCGGACAUAUACGAGUUCCCAUGGAUGGCUCUUCUGGAGUACACUAAACCUACCGGAAGAACACACGCCUGCGGGGGAGUCUUGAUAAGCAAGCGUUACGUGAUGACCGCGGCCCACUGCAUCAAGGGUAAGGACCUCCCACCUAGCUGGAAACUCGAAGGAGUCCGGCUUGGCGAGUACGACACGAGCACAGAUAUUGACUGCAUCCAGGCCUCCGAGACGCAGAAACUCUGCAUCGACCCCGUUGUGACGGUCGGCAUAGAGCAAAAGAUCGUACACGAAGAUUAUAGGCCACAGUCCCGGGACCAGACCAACGACAUCGCUCUCCUCAGGCUCUCGCGCGACGUCACAUUCACGAACUACAUACGCCCGAUAUGUCUGCCCUCAAGCGCCUCGAUGACCGAGAGGUUCUUCUACAUCGCAGGUUGGGGAAAGACUGAGACCAGAUCCGAGUCUAACAUCAAGCUGAAGCUCAAAAUUCCUCUCGCCGAUACGACCAGUUGCGCCAACACCUAUCAGGCGGCGUCGAUCCGCAUCGGAGAUACUCAAGUUUGCGCCGGAGGUCAGCGAGGACGCGAUUCUUGCCGGGGCGAUUCCGGGGGACCCUUGAUGUCCGUGAAGACGAGCGGCGACAAUGUCUAUUGGACGGCCGUCGGUAUAGUCUCCUUGGGUCCGUCGCCUUGCGGCAUGGAAAACUGGCCGGGCAUAUACACCAGAGUUGACAGCUUCGUACCCUGGAUACUUUCUAAGAUUAGGGCGUUCUCGUCACGAUGUUUAAUAAAAAUCGAUUCUGCAUUUCAAUCGCUUACACGCAUGGUUGGAUCUUCUUGUUUUAUCGCUGUGCCCAGCGGUCGGUAUACGAUUGGUCGAAUGUAUGUCGUUGGCCAACCUUCGACCUUUUACAAUAACGACAAAACACCUCCUCCCGCUGCAGCUAGUCGGAUAUUUUAUGAAAGUGGUUACAGACUCUUACUCGACAUCUGCUCAGAAGCAGUGAAUAUUUACACAAACGGUUCGAAAACAAAAUUGCAACCCGCAGCUGGCCUUGAAUACGAUUGUAUAAAGAUUCGAAUACUGCAUGCGGUUUCAUCGUCGACAUUUCGUUAUCUGUUUUAUAAGGAAAAUCAUUCCACAGAGAGUACCCGCGUACUCGACACUCAAUCAUAUCACACUCAUUAUCAAAUUAAAACAUCGCGGCUAGUUGGUUGUUUAGCCUCGAUCGGGAUUUACCGGGUAUUCUUUUUGCGACACAUCGGCCAACUGCGGAUGAUGCUGUUCUACUUGGGACUUAUAUUCCUUGCGAUUUCGGGAUCCAAUGGACGUGAGUAUGAAAGGUUUUUUCCCUCAGAAGAACCAUGCCAGACCGUCUCGGGUACCACAGGCGACUGCGUCAACAUCAACCAUUGCGAUCAGCUUCGGGAGCUGUUGAAUCAACGCCGACCAUUGCCAAGCUCAACCUUGAGUAUUCUAAACAAAUCCCAGUGUGGAUUCGAGGGAAAUCUGCCGAAGGUUUGCUGCCCACGGAACACGCAGCCUGAACCGACGACGACGACGAACGUCCCAGACGUACCAGAUGUUAGUAACGAAAUUCCACCGCCACCGGACGUCACGAAUCAUCCGAAUCUGCGAUUGCUCGACAACGUACGUUGCGGACCGAUUACCGAGCCGAAAAUCUUCGGGGGCAACAAAACUACGGUCUUUGAAUUUCCGUGGAUGGCAUUGAUCGGAUACGACGUCGGGAAAAGAGAUCCCGAGUUCAGGUGUGGAGGUUCCGUGAUUUCCAAACGAUACAUCUUGACUGCCGCCCAUUGCGUUACCGGUCUGAGUCCCCGGCUCCGGUUGGUGGGCGUCCGAAUAGGUGAACACGACCUCAGCACAGAGCGUGACUGUGACAUGGAGGAAGGGGUCGCAAUCGCCUGCGCCGACAAGUAUCAGGACUUUUUGGUCGAAAGGUCUUACCCCCAUCCUGGAUACGUUGGGAAACAGGUACAAGCUCACGAUAUAGCGCUCAUCAGAAUUAACGGGGAUGCUAAUUUCCAACCGGCCAGCGUCCGGCCGAUUUGUUUACCGAUUGGGGAGGCCGCGAGGGUCCAGCGACCAAAGGUAAUCGUUACUGGAUGGGGUGCGACCGAGUCGGGUACCAGAAGUGAAAAUCUGCUAAAGGUGAAGCUGCCGGUGGUGCCCCAUUCCACGUGCGCCAAGUUUUACAAGAACUACACGAUUGAUAUAUCGUACAGGCAACUAUGUGCUGGUGGUUCGAACGGAAUGGACUCCUGCUCAGGAGACAGCGGGGGUCCCAUGCAAUUUCCGGGAUCAUAUAUCAACGGCCAACCGAGAUAUAUUCAGUACGGAAUCGUUAGUUUUGGACCAAAGCGUUGCGGAAUCGAAGGAUUCCCCGGGGUCUACACGAGCGUCCCUUACUACAUGGACUGGAUCCUUGACACAAUGACCGACUAAUGUCGAACACCUUUUCUAUGAGUAAACUGAAAGAAGCGCAUAAUUCCACGGUACGAUUUGCAAUCAGGUUGUACUAUCUGAAAAUGCAUUUUUAGAUGACGGUGGUUGCGGAGGGGAGGUAUUUGUAAAAAAUUCAUGCGAAUCAUGUAUAAGGCUCGGCCCUGCGUGGUAAUAAUGUGCAGUUAAAUACUUUCCCUCUCUAUGUUGCGACAUGCAUAUACACAACAUAUCUAUGGAAUGCAUAAUACUUUUUGGCAAUUGCAGCGAGCGCGUAUUAACAUUUGUACCCCGCUACGAGGUAAUCCUUUAUAAUCAGUUAACCCAAUUAAUUUGUUUACUUUAUUAUUAUAUUAAUAAAACACUACUUCACAA